Molecule: messenger RNA, 1075 nt
Organism: Clunio marinus
Lineage: Eukaryota; Metazoa; Arthropoda; Insecta; Diptera; Chironomidae
Source: the annotation of a GenBank genome assembly
ACGAAACAAACUUUUUAAAGAUUUUUAGUUUUUUUCGUCUCGAGAAGUUUUUAAUUAAAAUUUUAUCCAGAUAAAAAGACCUUUACAACCAUUUUACUAAAGAACAAAUUCGAUUUAUGUUUAAAGUUUAAUAGAAGCAGCGGAAAUAAUGAAUGAUCGGGAAUAUAAUAAAAGAAAACGCUCAGAAAACUUCGAUCAAGUUGAAAUUGAUUUACUAUUAAAUAUUGUAAAAGAAAAUAAGCAUUUGAUUGAUUCUCCAAAGCAGGAGAACAAAAAGAAGGGUUGGGGCAUCGUUUACAAAAAUUUUAAUGAGAGCUGUCCUGGAACGAAACGUGACAUCGAAACUUUAAGAAUGAAAUUAAAAAAUUUAAGAGCUGUUAAAAAGAGAAUGAAUUUAUCGGAUUCAAAGGAAGAUAAUCAGGAUACAUCUCAAGAUUCUAUUUGUGGUGACGAAAUUAGUGACGAGCCAUCAUCCAAACGUAAACGAUCAAAAACCUUCACAGAUGAGGAGGUAGAACUUUUACAAUCACUUCUACAAAAGCACUUUUUAAGUUUGGAAACAUCACUAACUCGAGAGUCUCUCGGACUGCGGCAAAAUGCUUGGAAAAUCAUUACCGAAGAGUUCAAUAAAGCCGACCUUAAUGGCCAUAGAGACAUGUAUGAGCUGAAGAUAAAAUAUAAAAACUUGAAAGCUCUUCGUUUUAAAAAGGAAAAUGAUGCAACAGACUCAGCAGUUACCUACGAAGAAGUUCAUUUAGAAUCAUCACAAGAUGAAACGAUAGUGCCAGAGACAAAAAAUGAACGUUCAAAAGUAAAAUUUGUUAAGACUGUUGAGAAAACGCCAAAACAGCAAGCAAGAGUAGUCACGGUUGAAGAUUAUUCAGAUAUAAUCGAUGAUUACGAUAUUCUUGACGAAUUCCAAACACCACAACAAAACACUUCAAUAACAUCAGAAGUUGAUCGAGUUCGAAAAGAAAACGUUUUUCUGAAAAAUGCUGUCCUAAAGAAGAAGGAAAGACUUCUUGAACUUCAAAUCGCCCUAGCUGAACGCAAUCUUCGUCGUCAUCAAGUUUAA